Molecule: messenger RNA, 1917 nt
Organism: Zygotorulaspora mrakii
Lineage: Eukaryota; Fungi; Ascomycota; Saccharomycetes; Saccharomycetales; Saccharomycetaceae
Gene: VMS1
Product: Vms1p
Exons: 1
Coding region: 1-1917 (638 amino acids)
Source: RefSeq, a predicted model, not a curated record
AUGUCUGACAAAAAGUAUAAAAGGAGUGAUCUUUAUGUGUAUGAUUUGUCUCCUGCUAUCCUAAGCUCACUUGGCCUAAUUUCAUUUGAUGAUACUCUUCAAGAAGUUGCUUCCUUUGAUGAUUUAAAUGCUGGGACGACUGGAAGUGCAUCUGCGGAAGACGCAAAGGAGAGAUCAACAGUAAAAUUUCAACGUUGUACCACUUGCGGUACUGAUUUCGGUGACCAGGUAAACAAUAGAGAGCAUUACAAAAAUGAGUUGCAUACAUAUAAUAUUAAAAGACAUCUAAAUGGGUUGCCGCCAGUAACUGAAGAGGAAUUUGCAACCAUGCUCAACAAGUUGAAAAGUAAUGGUGAAGUACAUAGUGAGUCAGAUUCUGAGGAUAACAUCUCGGAAGAUGAGACCUCCAGGUCCGAUCAUCAAAGUGAGGCAGCAAGCAAUGAAAUAUAUGACAAACGAGAUGACUAUUUGGGCUCUUUGAUAGAGGAAGAAAUGGAUAAGUUUUCACUAGAAAACAAUUCUAAUGAAGAAAAUAAGUCGAGUGUCAGUCAUCUUAAUACGAGGUCUGCUCAAAUUUUUUUCAACUCUACUUUCCUCGAUGUAUCCGAGGCUUUUGCCCUGUACAAAUCCCUUUUCAAUAAGCAAACCAUCACUAAACCAUUAAAUACGAUAAAAAAGUGGAAUGAAAUAGACGAUCAGUCAAUGGAACUGUCUGCUCUUUUCAUGAUCGGAGGUGGCCACUUUGCGGGUGCAAUUGUGUCUCACAAUAGAGCAAAUGUAAGCGGAAAUUCCAAAAAGAGUGGUGAAAACUUUCAAGAGCAGGCUGUCAGAUUUUUAGAACACAAAACGUUUCAUAGAUAUACCACAAGAAGGAAACAAGGUGGCUCACAAUCGGCUAUGGAUCAGGCCAAAGGAAAGGCAAAUUCUGCUGGCUCAAGUCUGAGAAGAUAUAAUGAAGCAGCAUUGAAAACGGAUAUCCAGAAUCUUCUUAAGUUGUGGGAGCCUUACUUAAGUAAAUGUCAAAAUAUUUUUUUAAGGGCUCACAAUUCAGCGGAACGUAAUAUAUUCACUGGUAACCCGUUGAUAGGAAUGAAACGAGAAAAUCUUAAAAGUUUCCCUUUUACAACGGGCAGGCCGACUAUUACAGAACUGAAACGAUGCUGGUGUGAGUUAACAUAUUUAAAGCCAUCUGCAAAGCCCACACCACUUCAAAUGAAGAAAGAGUCGUCCGUAAGUGAAAGUAUCUCAUCGAAAGAGAGCGGGAAAGCUGCGCGGCAAUCUUCAAUAAAAAAGCCCCCAGUAGAAGAAGUACAUACUGAAGAACUACUUUCUCUUUUGAAGAAAGGAAAAGCUCCUCUUUUGAUGGCGUAUCUGCGGAAGCACAAGCUCAAUGGAGACUUUAAAUUAAUGCCAGAGAAUCAAUAUAGUGCUACCCCCACCAUGCUACACUAUGCAGCUCAAAACGGCCUGAAACAAAUGAUUACAAUUCUGAUGACAAAUAUGAAGUGUAAUCCUUGCAUACAAAACGCGGUUGGUAAAACUGCAGUGGAUCUCGCCAAAGAUACACAAAUUAAGCAAUCAUUUCAAAUUUCAAGACAUUUGUUGGGUGAGAAUUAUGUAAAUUGGAAUGACUCGCACAUUGGAAAGCCGCUUAGCCGAGAGGAAGUCCAAGAUAUGAAUAAAUUGGAAGAAGAACGUCGUAACAGUGAGAUUGCAGCUGCUGUAAAGGAGGAACUUGAAAACGCUAAAAGAAAACAAAAAGCAGGAGUGAAAAACAAAGAAGUUUCCGGCAGACCUUUAGAGGCUAAACCUGUGUAUCCCAAUCAAAACUUGAACUCUUUAAGUGACGAACAAAGAAGGAAAUUGAUGAGAGAACAACGUGCAAGAGCCGCAGAGGCAAGAAUGCAAAAAAGUUAA